This is a messenger RNA of Caenorhabditis remanei, 444 nucleotides long. RefSeq lists its product as uncharacterized. The transcript is spliced from 4 exons. The record is from RefSeq and is a predicted model, not a curated record. NCBI's taxonomy places the organism in Eukaryota, Metazoa, Nematoda, Chromadorea, Rhabditida, Rhabditidae. Bases 1 to 444 code for a protein of 147 amino acids.
AUGACAGAUUUAAACUGCAAUUGGGAAAAACUCUUGAAACGUGCUCACUCACCAGAUAAAGAAACUGAACAAAUGUUCAAUUAUAAUGAAGUCAAACAAAGCAAAACUGCUAUAGCCGAGCACGUCCAGCAAGAUCAUACCGAAAAAGACAAUCAAUACGGUUAUGGAAAAAGUUACCUCUACAUAUUGCCAAGAAAGAUAAGUAUCUAUGGACCACAUUUCAAAUACGGUCCGAAUCGUCGGCACUCGGAAGAGGAUGAUGACGGUGACGAUGGCAGAGAAGAACAUGGUUCAGAUGGUAGACCAUGUGAUUCCGAAUUAAAUGAAUCUAAUGGAAAACCGAGAGAAUCGGAAGAAGAGUCCCCAUCCGAUGUGCAGUUCUCAGAGGAUAACCUGAAGGGUAACAAAACUGACGAUCAAAAAAAGGCACUUCAAACCGCGUGA